Molecule: messenger RNA, 1128 nt
Organism: Puma concolor (puma)
Lineage: Eukaryota; Metazoa; Chordata; Mammalia; Carnivora; Felidae
Source: RefSeq, a predicted model, not a curated record
AUGCGCCUGAGGCUGAGUCACAACCGCCCGCCCGCGCCCUUACGGGGCUUCCCGCGGCCCCCUGCCCGAGCCGGGCCCGCCGGGCGUCGUGUGUCCUCUCCGUCCGGGGUCGGGGGCCUCCAGGGCCCGCAUACGACGCACCGGGCCGGGCUGCGGGGCCGAAGCCGGCGGGGCAGCGGAGGGCCAGCGGAAGGCCAGCGGAAGUGGCCUCUCCUGGAGGAGAGCGCCCAGGAGGAGGAGGAGUUCCUCCCUGGCUGGGGAGGGGAGUGCUCCCCCAGUUACAAGAGGCGCAGGACUGUGGAGGAUUUCAACAAAUUCUGCACCUUUGUCUUGGCCUAUGCUGGCUACAUUCCUUAUCCGAAGGAGGAGCUCCCUUUGAGGAGCAGCCCCAGCCCUGCCAACAGCACCGCUGGUACCAUCGACAGUGACGGCUGGGACGCUGGUUUCACCGACAUGGCGUCCGCGGUACCCUUGCCGGUCUCUGACCGCUGCUUUGGCCACCUGCAGCCGAGCCUCCUGCAGCGAGCCAAGCCCAGUAACUUCUUGCUGGACAGAAAGAAAACGGACAAGCUGAAGAAGAAGAAGAAGAGGAAGCGGAGGGACAGUGAUGUGCCUGUGAAGGAGGGGUACAUGGGGAGCUUGCUGAAGCUGGAAGCUGCUGACCCAUAUGUAGAGACCCCCACAAGUCCCGCCCUGCAGGAUAUCCCCCAGGCUCCCGGCGACCCCUGCUCAGGCUGGGACUCUGACACUCCUUCCAGCGGAUCUUGUGUCACGGUGUCACCUGAUCAGGUCAAAGAAAUAAAGACUGAAGGCAAACGGACUAUUGUCCGGCAGGGAAAGCAGGUGGUGUUCCGGGACGAGGACAGCACCGGCAAUGAUGAGGACAUAAUGGUGGAUUCGGAUGACGACUCCUGGGACCUCGUCACCUGCUUCUGCAUGAAACCGUUCGCCGGCCGCCCUAUGAUUGAGUGUAACGAGUGCCACACCUGGAUUCACCUGUCCUGUGCGAAAAUCCGGAAAUCCAAUGUUCCGGAAGUGUUUGUCUGCCAGAAGUGCCGGGACUCCAAGUUCGACAUCCGCCGCUCCAACCGUUCUCGGAUGGGCUCACGGAAACUGUUUCUGGACUGA